This is a messenger RNA of Pararge aegeria (speckled wood butterfly), 1065 nucleotides long. Its product is annotated as aldo-keto reductase AKR2E4-like. NCBI's taxonomy places the organism in Eukaryota, Metazoa, Arthropoda, Insecta, Lepidoptera, Nymphalidae. The record is from RefSeq and is a predicted model, not a curated record. Gene Ontology annotation, molecular function: oxidoreductase activity. The transcript has 7 exons. The coding region runs from base 22 to 1017 and encodes 331 amino acids.
GCUUGUAUCGACUCGCCCAGAAUGGCGUCUAAACUAAUUUCCGUUUUAUUUGUGUUUAUUUUUUGCAAUGCCAACGCAUCCAUACAAGCACCUAAACUGAAGUUGAACGAUGGCGGAGAGAUUCCCGCCAUAGCGCUCGGCACAUGGCUUGGGAAUAACACUCAGGGCCGGAUCCAGCCGUCAGCCCAGGGCACCGAAGUGGAGGUGGCCGUGAGGUGGGCUCUGGAGGCUGGCUACAGACACAUCGACACCGCCUGGGUGUACAAGACCGAGAGGCAGGUGGGGCAAGGGGUGAAGGUCUCUGGAGUACCGCGUGAGGAAGUGUUCAUUACUACCAAGCUCUGGAAUGACCAGCACGCCCGCGACGCGGUGGUGCCGGCUCUUCGGGAAUCCCUGAAGAAUCUCCAGAUGGACUACGUCGACCUGUUCCUCAUCCACUGGCCAUGCGGGCAGUUCGCCAACCAGUCGUACGAUUUAACCGACAGCUUGGAGACGUGGCGCGGCAUGAUGGAGGCCAAGCGGCUCGGCCUCGCCAAGUCCAUCGGCCUGUCCAACUUCAACCAGCAGCAGAUCCAGCGCGUCGUUGACGCGGGACUGGACAAACCCGCGGCCUUGCAGAUCGAGGUAAACCUGAACCUGCAGCAGCCAGAGCUGUUGGCGUACUGCCGCGCGCAGGACAUCGCGGUGAUGGGCUACACGCCCUUCGGCUCGCUGUUCUACAACAAGGCGUCGAAGGCCGCGCCCGCGCCGCGCAGCGACGACCCCGCGCUCGUCGCCAUCGCGGACAAGUACAACAAGACAGUGCCGCAGAUCAACCUGCGCUACUUGGUGGAAUUGGGCGUUAUCCCACUCCCCAAAUCUCUGACCAAGAAGCGCAUCGAACAGAACCUGGACAUUUUCGACUUCCAGCUGACGGCCGAGGAGCGCAAGACGCUGCAGAGCUUCGACAAAGGGUACAGGACAAUCCCGCAGCACAAGUGGCUUGACCACCCUUACUACCCCUUCGAGAAGAACUGAUUUUUUAUAAUGUACUGAUUUAAUAAAACUCAGGUUUUCUAGCAGAAA